Molecule: messenger RNA, 2761 nt
Organism: Aplysia californica (California sea hare)
Lineage: Eukaryota; Metazoa; Mollusca; Gastropoda; Aplysiida; Aplysiidae
Product: intracellular protein transport protein USO1-like
Source: RefSeq, a predicted model, not a curated record
GUGGUGACCUUCACGAAAGUCCCUACAUCGGGCGUGCCCGCUUUCGUGCCAACCAGUUUGCACAGGAGGUCAGCGUGGGUAGUGGUUCGCCCCAGCGCGCUCACAUACACAGCAUGCACGCGUCUCCCGGAGGGUUGAGCGCGCGUGCGUCCCCAGCGGCGGCUGGCCUGCUACAGCGCUCUCUCUCUCCCCCGUCGAAAGACAGGAUGCACUCACAGCUGGACGCUGAGCUAGAGAAGAAACAUGGGGAAGUUCAGAGAACGGAGGAGAGACUGCGGUCGCUGCAGGACGACCUGUCGGCCACAGAGAAGAAGCUGAUGAACGCCACCACGGAGCUCAAGAAAAUCUCCACGGAUCGCAACACGCCAGAGCCGUUCCGAGACGACAACAAGUACAAGAUACGCCAGAGGCUGGCCCGCAAGAUGCAAAAGGUGAACGAGCUGAGAGACCAGGCGACCCAGAUGGAGUCAGACAUUGACCGCAAGCAUGAGAGGAUGACCGCCGAGCGCAACGAGCUGCACCGACUACAGAGUCAGUUGUCGGGGAUGGAUACCACGGACGCUGGAUAUGGCCGCGUGGAGAGACAGAUGCACGACAAAGAGUCGCAGAUCAACGAAGGAAGUCACCACCAGAUAGAGCUACAGAAACAGCUGGAGGAAGCGCUGAGCAACAUCACACGCGAGACGUCUGACAUAAAGAAACUGGAGGAACAACUGUCUGCUGACCAGAUUGAGCAGAACGAGGAGCUGCGCCAUGAGCUGGACGACAUCGUGUCGGGUCUGUCCGGCUACCUGGAGAAUGUCAAAGGUCAGAGCAAGCAGCACAAGCAGGAGUUUGAGAUGCUCCUACAGGAGAAGGAGGGGCUAGAGGAGAAGAUCCGCCGUAUGGAGGCCGAGCUGCAGCUCCUGGAGGGGGAGGCCAACAACGCACGAUGGAUGCAGAAGAGGCUGUCUGAGUUGGAGGACUCCCUGAGGAAAACAGAGGAUUUGAACUCCACCCUUCAGGAUGAGGUUCACCGCAGCCGACAGCGUGACCCGGAGAUCCAGUCUCGUCUUGGCCAGGCUGAGACAGAAGCCAAACAGUUGAGACAGACGCUGAGCGAGACCGAGAAGAAAGCCGAGGCGGAGAGGAAAGCCCUCCAGAACCAGCUGAAGACGGAGCGAGAGAGGGCGGAGAAGAUGACACAGAGAAUCCAGGACGUGAACAGACAAGAGCUGGAGACCAAGAAACUCGCUUCUCAGCUGGAGGCUGCCAAGAGCCGCAGGGCAAGAACGACAUCCUAGGCAUGACCUUCCAAGACCUUCAGAAACACACCCAGGAUCAGUUCAACAACAGCGCUAAAGAGCUGGAUCUGCUCAAGAAGAAAUCACAGAAGGCGGAGUCAGAGGCCCAGACAUUGAGGGAACAGGUGAAGAAGCUGGAGCAGACCACGAAGAAGGAACAGGACAAGGUCAAGUCACGGAUUGAAGACGACAACAAAAAGCUGCAGGAGGAGAUAAAACGUUUGAAGAAAGCACUGGAGGAGGCGAAGGAGAGGAACAGAGAGGGAGGUAUCCCGGUGCGCAUCGUGUACCGGCCGGACUCUGAGAACAGCGCAGACCGGGCCUCGUCGCUCAACUCGGAGGAGAAACUGUUGUUUGACGAGCUGCAACGAGAGUUGCUGGACCUGAAGCGAAACAUGCGGCAACACGAGGAGGAUCUGUCCAAGAGGUUGCUGGAUGCCGAGGCAGAGACCGCCCAGUUCAAAGAGGAAAUGAGGCAGAAGGAGAAGGAGUACGAGGCUGAGAUGGAGGAACACAGGCAGGCUGCAGAACUCAUGAGGGAGAAACAGGAAGCUCGCAUCCAGGUGAUCGCUCAAGACCUGGACCAGGCUCAGUUUGUGGCCGACUCGCUGCAACAGAUGUUGGAGGAGAGGGAGAAGUGUCUCAACGCUGAGCUCAGCAACGCCGAUAUGUCCAACCAGAUGAUCUCGGCCCAGGAAGAUGAACUAGCCCGCCUCUACGACAUCCUGGAGACCCAGCGUGACGAGAUCGAGAACCUGAACCAGAUCCUGGACCACCUGGCACAGCACCGACCCUACCCAGUCGAGUGUCGGGCAGCCAAGCCAACACGACAGCCGCCACUGUACGUCCUGGAAGCACCGCCCACCCGUCGUCUGGCCCCACCCACUCUUCGUCAGGCCCCACCCACUCCAGCCGCCCGUCUGGUGGGAUCGCCACGGGGGCUGCGAUGGCCUCAACCCCCAUGCCACGGUCUGGGCAGAGCUCCAGACUUGCGGCUGAGCCAAGGGUCCAGCCCGUAGAACACCUGGGCACAGAGAGACGCGAGUCCAAGGCUCCGCACGGGUCACGCUCAGCUGUGGGGAAGUCGGGAGAUGGUUUACCUGGCCAGGCGCCACAUAGGACGCAGGAGAGAGCCUUCGACGGGAAUGCGGUGACCAAUCCUAGCGGUCAAGGCAGUCGCAGGAGUAGCCGUAGCCGUGCCGCCCGCCCUGUGUUUCUACCCGGAACCCGUAGACGCGUACGGCACACCUCUGGCGCCGCCAGGUGGCGCUGCUGUCCCCAUGGUUGCCCCUCUUGGCCCCUCAGGUUUCCCCGGACAAGCUGCCAUGGGCGGCGACCCGGCGGUGGCCUUUGACCUCGUUCCUCAGGAGAUCAGCUACAACCCGGGCUCUGUGCUACACGGAUUUGACGGUGAGUCCACGGGUUUGAUUCUUCUCUGCUGUUGCUGGAAUUAUUAUUUCUUUUUUGGUGUUUAUUAA